This is a messenger RNA of Lachancea meyersii CBS 8951, 2025 nucleotides long. The record is from the annotation of a GenBank genome assembly. NCBI's taxonomy places the organism in Eukaryota, Fungi, Ascomycota, Saccharomycetes, Saccharomycetales, Saccharomycetaceae.
AUGAAUCACCCGGGUUCUACUAUAGGUGAUGACGUGAGUGUUAACUCUUUUGGAUCCUCUUUUAUAGACUCGAGCCCGCGCAUUGGACUUGACCCCAGAGCGAGGUCGACGUCGGACUUAUUCGAGGUCCCGGCCAGUCGAAUCAAACCAAAACCCUACAAACGCUCUUCAGCACCACAUGCUACAUACCUCGCACCAGCCUCUCAGCACUCUCGACAGAAUCUGUCGUUGAUUCCUGAGCAAGUACAAAUGCCACCUAACCUCCCGAACAUGUUGACGCCAUAUCAGAAACAAAGAAGACGCAUGAAAAGCAGCUUUCAAUUCCCCAAUGGCGAAAACUUCACGCCAAAGCAAAAACCGCUGAAAGCUUUCCCCAGUGACGGCAAUAGCUAUGAUAACAAUGUGGUGUCCGCUCAUACUCGUGGGUUACCUAAGUCCGCAAGCUGCAGUAACUUUCAUACCGGUCAUGAUAGGACAAGUCUUUUGCGGACAUCAGGGGCGUCAAGGCAUUCUAUUCGCAGUGGCAGUCUCACUGCUGCCAGCGUUCCCAGCUCGCCCACACCCAUUCCAAGUCGUUUUCACAAGUCCGCGAGCACUUCCAAAUUGCCCCUGGAGGGUAGGUACAGGAGAAGUCUUUCGCCGCUUCCUUUUAACCCGAGCAGCAAACCCUCAGGAGCCACAAACUCGAAGGCAUUUUCACCGCAUCCCAUCCGUGACAUCAACAACAACUCAUCAAGAACGCAGGCCGUUUCCAGUAAUAAUUCAACUAAUAGUAGCAACAGUCUAAAAAGUGAAAAUGUUGUGAGCAGUAAUACCAGUACUGAUGCAAGCGAAACUCAUCUAAAGCCAAUGGCCGCUGCAAAGCAUAUUGUGCCAAGUGCUGUGCAUGCUUAUACUCCCAAAACCUCAUCAAACUUGCAAGCACAUUCAGCGCCAAGCAAAUACUCUGAAUCUAAAACCUCUUCUAUGUCUGACAAGGCGCGGAUACCGCUAAAGCCAGUUCAGAAUACAAAAGUUGCACAGGCAAGCACACCACCUCCUGCUAAGGGGAUCAAAAGAUCUUAUUCAUCUCGGAUAGGAUCAUUUUUUAGAAAGCUGUUACCAUCUAAAAAAAACAAAAACGCCAUUGUAAAAAGCGAAUCUCCUCGCUCAAUAUCCACUAAAGCGGUGUAUAACAAGACUGAGGCCAUUCCCAUUGAAACACCAAAAAUUUCGGUUUCGCGUCCAAGUCAUUCGUCUUCGCAAGACCAGAUCACUGUCUCGGAGAGAACUGGAAAUAAUUGUUCUGACCCAGACGACAUCAAUGAUGGCGAUAAUGAAGUGGAUGAUUUUGAUGAUGACGACGAUCAACUUUUGGAUAUAGAUUUGGUUUUCGACAGUUUAUUACUCAAAACUGAUCAUCCGGUCACCAUUCCAUCAACUCCACUCAAGAUAUCAUCUCACAAGCCCAACCCCGAUAAUCAGGCUCUGACGCCGGUGAAUAGAGAUAAAACCAAAGCCGAGGAGAGCAACAUCGAUUAUGGGCUCAUAGAAGAGUUUUCGCGGCUGGGAAGCUUUAUUACGGAUGAAUCACAGCCCCAGAAGCUGUCGAUGGUUCUGCCUCCAGCCCGAUCUCUCAAGCGGCCACUUUUAGCCAACAAAGAAUCAAUGGUGGGAUUCUACCGCCAACAUGUAUCUCAAAACAAGAUCGCAGACCCUGAUGCUAGACUAGACGUCAACCUUAAGCGAGACUGGAAAAACAUUUAUUACGACACAGUAAUUACUAUAGUUGAUGUCGAUCAGGAACCGAUCAGUGGCGUCCAGACGAAGAAACUCAGAUUCGGGCACGCCGUGUACGUCAAAGACACGUAUGCGGCCGGCGACUACGAGAGAAGUGACAAGAGGUUCAUUCGUGCUCGUCGCCGAAUGAUGCAGACCCACGACACAGCCUUUAUAGACGCGGUCAAACAUCAGCUCAAUGAAUUCAAAAAAGAAGAGAUGAAGGUUCAUGGCGAAAGUCUGAAAAACACACACUACUUCCUCUAG